Molecule: messenger RNA, 402 nt
Organism: Macrosiphum euphorbiae (potato aphid)
Lineage: Eukaryota; Metazoa; Arthropoda; Insecta; Hemiptera; Aphididae
Source: the annotation of a GenBank genome assembly
AUGGUCAACAAAUAUGAAGUAAAGGGUUGUAAGACAACUGCUAUCAAAGGGUCAAAAGUGCAUGUGUUUCCUAAAGAUAAUAUUUGCCGUUUAUGGGUAAAUGCUGUGCAACAAUAUCAACUAAAUUUCUUGCCAAGUCAACAGUCAAUUAUACGUAUUUCUGUUGAAGAAAUUGAAGUUGUUAUGGAUGAUGUAUUAUCCGAGAAUUCUGGAUCAUGCUUAUUUCCAUCAAUUAAGUCUGAAGUUUCUGACGAAGAAAUUGAAGUCAUUAUGGAUAACGUAUUAUGUUUUCAAAAAUCUUCAUCGGUGUUGUCCAAUGAAUCAGAUGCAGAAAUCAUUGUUCCAUUACCAAAAACUUUUGGACAAACUACAAAGGUAGAAAAUAAAAACGGCUGCAUUUAA